AUGCGAACCAAGAGCGUUGAUUGGUGCAUUAACCUCGUCCAAGUACUGACGUGGCUGCUGGCAGCUAUGUCGCCUUGUAUCGCUACCCUCUUGAACAACAACGGGGUGGAAUCUGCUGAGCGGCUCCUGCAGUCUGCCAGCGAUCGAUCUACGCACCCUCUUUCGGCCACGCAUGUGGUGCAAGUGGUAGCGAAAGCACCCGAAACGCUCAAGUUAGGGACGGACGACUUUCUGGGAACUGGACUGAAACGUAAGUCGGUGGCGGGAGCAUAUGGUACCACUGCAGCGGUGAGCUUGGGUGCAGUGGCGAUCGGGUACCAGACAUUGAAUUAUCGCUCCAAGAACAGGGAUGCUGCGACAAAGGCGGCCAAAGAUGAGCGGGUGAGAGAGGCGAUAUGCUCGGAAAAGCGACGCUCUGCAGACGCCACAGGACCCAAAUCGAUGAACAACGACAGCCAGUCAAGUGGCCCGAUGUCGAUUGCUUCAUCGUCUCCCGUGCCGAGCGCAUCAGAGCCAAGUAGACACUCUUCGGUCAACGUUGAAGCAUCACAGUCAGAAGCACCAGUAAUAGGCUUAGGAGCGGUUCGGGCAAGCACAGCAUACGCAUAUCCACCUUCGCGUGCAUUGUCCCGGUUGGACAGGAGAGCACGGCUAAGCGAUGCUACUCUCAACACGAUCGAAGACUACAACAAGAUGAUCGGCGCCACCGAAGCGAUUGCUUCCGGAACCAUUGCCAUCACCUCUGCGUGA
Mycosarcoma maydis (corn smut) is the source of this 750-nucleotide messenger RNA. RefSeq lists its product as uncharacterized. The record is from RefSeq and is a predicted model, not a curated record. The transcript has a single exon. The coding region runs from base 1 to 750 and encodes 249 amino acids. NCBI's taxonomy places the organism in Eukaryota, Fungi, Basidiomycota, Ustilaginomycetes, Ustilaginales.